Molecule: messenger RNA, 2250 nt
Organism: Apiotrichum porosum
Lineage: Eukaryota; Fungi; Basidiomycota; Tremellomycetes; Trichosporonales; Trichosporonaceae
Exons: 2
Coding region: 1-2250 (749 amino acids)
Biological process (GO): rRNA processing
Cellular component (GO): nucleus
Source: RefSeq, a predicted model, not a curated record
AUGUCGGCCGCCCCAGCGCUCACCGCCUUGACGGUGCUGUCGCUCUUGACUGCUCUCCCUCUCCCCUCGCCUGCCGCACUGGAACUUCUUUCCACGUACGCUCCUCUUGCUCGCCCUUCGGCUCUCUCCUCGUCGCAUCUGUCCAAGUGGCUCAACCGCCUCAAUGCGUCUGUGUCGGCCCGUGAGCCCGCCGCUGCUGAGAUGGGUGCCGAGGUGAUCAGGCAGGAUGUUGAGGGCCAUGCGGCUUCCCAGUAUGGAAAGGCGUGGAUGGGUGCUUGUCUUGGUUCCCUUAGCUCUGCCGCUACCCCCGUCGACGCUCUCCCGGCCUUCCUCGAUCUGGUCCGCGCUCUUGUCGCCGCCGCGCCGUACGCUCCCACGUUUGAGCGUGAGGUUGUUCAGCCUGCAAUGGGCAAGCUGGCCGUCGCCAUGAGCCGCCUUAUCGAGCGCCUCGUCGCCGACGGCGAGUGGAACGCUCUCCUCCCGACAAUGGAGACUGUGCGCGCGCUCGUGUCUGCCAGCCCUGCUCCUUUCCGCCCCGCCGUUAACACGAUCCGUCCUGCUCUCACUGGUUUGGUCCUCCGCACCUCGGCUGGUGCCCCUGCAGCUAUCCGUGGCCCGGCCGCGGACACACUCGCGCUUCUCCACAUGUGCAGCGGCAAGGCUGCUGCCCCGGCUACGUGGGGCUCGGACAUGAAGGAUGCGCUUGGUGGUGUUGCUGCUUCCAUCUCCGCCCUCGCCGCCGAUGCUUGGGAGGAGGAGCCACCUCGUACUGCCCCCCUGCCGCCUUCGGCGUCGACGCCGGGGUUCCCCCUCGACCCUCUGCUUCGCGUCCCAGCCGCUGUUGAUGCGAUUGAGGGCUACACCGAGAUUGCGCUGUCGCUGCUCUCGGUGACCAGCCAGCGUCCUGUGCCCAUCCCCCUGGCACAGGUGGUCUCUACCUCGCUCCGUCUGCUCAACCUCACGCUUGACACCCCUACCGCUGCCCACAUCAGCCCCCAGCACCACGCCGCCAUGGUCGCUAGUCUCCCCCGCCUGUGGGCUUCGGGUCUCCUUCUCCUGGCCACAGCUGCCACUGCGGCUGGCGACCACCUCGUCCCCCACCUCGCCUCUGUCCUCGAGCACACCGUCUACCUCCUCGAGCGCGUGCCCGCGUCCAUGAGCGAGUCGCGUCUCAAGCUCUUCCACUUCCACUCGAUUCUCCUGGAGGUGUUCCCCCCUGCCAUCCUGCCGCUCGAGUACACUACUCGUCUCCUGCGCUUCUCCCUCAGCAUUAUGGGAUCCCUUCUUGACACUCGUCCCCAGUCCUCGUCGACUAUUACCCCUCAGCACCGUAGCAAGGGCAAGAAGCGUGCACGCGGUGCCGAGGAUGCGCUUGUCGCGGGUCUCGAGGGCCGCGCGUCUCGCCCUCCUUCUCAGGAGGUUGUGGACAUUGUCCUCGCCGCCCUCGAGCUCACGCGUCAGCUGCACACUGCCCCGAUGCUCCCCGCCGCGCUGUUGACAUUUUCAAUCCGUCUGCACCUCUCCCUCCACCUUGCGCUCGCAUCGCGCCCCGCGCUCGUGAGCCACGGUCUCCUCACUUCCGCCGUGGAUGAUGUUCUCGAGGAGGCGGCACACCUCGAGGCCGGUGGUACUGCGCGUGACGUGCGUGCUCUGCUCGUCUCUGUCCUUCCCUCAACCUCGAAGAGGAACAUGGCCUUUGACGCCCUCCUUCACCCCGCCCUGCCUCCUAUGGCCCGCCCCCUUCCCCCUCUUGCCCAGCUGCACAUGUUUGCGCCUGAGAGCGAUGAGGAGAAGAAGGUCAGGAGGGAGCUUGGGUUUGGCGGUGGGGAUCGUGACCAGGACGACGACGACGAGGAUGACGACGAGGCCAUGGCCGUCGACGAGCCUGUGAGCUUUGUUCAGCCGGCUGUCGUGCCCGUUGUCACCCCCGUGGUCCCCGCUGUCGUCAUGCCCGUCAUGGCGCCCGUGGCACCAGUCCAGUCUGCUCCUGCGCCAUUCUCGGUCCCUGUCGUUGUCCCGGCUCCGGCACCCGUCGCUGCUCCUAUCGCCGCCCCUGUUGCUGCUGCCGAGCCUGCCGUCCCGUCGGUGCCAUUCAUGUCUGCGCCUUCGUCCAAACCCUCGAGCGCGUCCGUGGCUGAGGCGGCACCUGUCGCUGCGGCCCCGGCCCCCGCGGCUGACGGUGACUCGGAUGGCGAGGCGAUCCCCGAUCUGGACAGCGGAAGCGAGGAUGAGGACGAGGAUGACGAGUAG